This is a messenger RNA of Sebastes umbrosus (honeycomb rockfish), 5833 nucleotides long. It is a transcript of the gene ppip5k1b, whose product is annotated as diphosphoinositol pentakisphosphate kinase 1b. The coding region runs from base 594 to 4415 and encodes 1273 amino acids. Gene Ontology annotation, biological process: inositol phosphate biosynthetic process; inositol metabolic process. Gene Ontology annotation, cellular component: cytosol. Lineage: Eukaryota; Metazoa; Chordata; Actinopteri; Perciformes; Sebastidae. Gene Ontology annotation, molecular function: diphosphoinositol pentakisphosphate kinase activity; 5-diphosphoinositol pentakisphosphate 1-kinase activity; inositol hexakisphosphate kinase activity. The record is from RefSeq and is a predicted model, not a curated record. The transcript has 31 exons.
GCUGCUAACCUCCUCCUCCAGCAGCAGCGGUGACCGGACGUGAACUUUAUCGUGUAGUUAGCCCUCAGCUUUCCUCUAAAGUCAGGCGGCAGCAGCUUCCCUCAGUCCGGUUCACUCAGGGGGAAUAAGGAAGUGAACAGUGACUGACUUCCAGCUGGUUUUGCUCCGGGCAAGAAAAAUGGUGCACAGAUGUUGACUGUGGAGUUGUUUCCUGUGUGAAGAAGCGUCUCCAGACUGGGUCAUGUUGUCUCUCAGAGCCAGACCUCCUCUGUCCUGACACGGGGGAGUUUUACAACCUGGAUCUUGACUUUCUACCUCAACAUACGUGGAGUCCACUCCCUCUGUUCUACCUCUCUUAGGACAUCCACCGCUCUUUUUCUACCUCAACACAGGCUGUACGCACACAGACGCACGUAGCUGUUAUCAGCCGGCUCAGAAACGCCAGCAGACCCUUCACUUUAUCACCAGGCUCUCAGGCGUCAGUCAUCUAGUGACGGUGUAACACAGUAGACUGGAUUUCUUCCUGCAUUGCUGCCAUAACCGCCAGCUGGGGAGGAGCCACCCGAAGCAGACAUGUUUCAUGGGGGUUUGUGAUGUCCGAGACCUGCGACGGACCUGAACCAGGACCAGGAGCAAGGGAAGGACAGGGGCGAGGCGGCAGAGACGUUCCUCGGUUUGUGGUUGGCUGUGGGGAUGACGAGCACGACAUGGGCCAGAUGGAGGCAGGCAUGAAGAAUGAGAUGUUUCGAGAGGAGGAAAUGGAGGACGAUGAAGAUGAGUCGCCUCCAGAGCGUCAGAUUGUGGUCGGCAUAUGUGCCAUGAUGAAGAAGUCCAAAUCCAAGCCCAUGACUCAGAUCCUGGAGCGACUGUGUAAGUUUGACUACAUCAACAUGGUCAUCUUUCCCGAGGAGGUGAUCCUGGAGGAACCGGUGGAGAAAUGGCCCCUCUGCGACUGCCUCAUCUCCUUCCACUCCAAAGGUUUCCCUCUGGACAAAGCUGUGGAGUACGCCAAGCUCAGGAACCCACUGCUCAUCAAUGACCUCAACAUGCAGUAUUUCAUACAGGACAGGAGGGAAGUGUACCGGAUCCUACAGGAAGAGGGCAUUGACCUGCCGCGUUACGCCGUGUUAAACCGAGACCCCGACAAUCCUGAAGAGUGUAACCUGGUGGAGGCGGAGGACCAUGUCGAGGUGAACGGAGAGGUGUUCCCUAAACCCUUCGUGGAGAAACCCGUGUGUGCGGAGGACCACAAUGUCUACAUCUAUUACCCGACGUCUGCUGGAGGAGGCAGCCAGAGACUCUUCAGAAAGAUAGGGAGUCGUAGCAGCGUGUACUCCCCAGAAAGCACCGUACGAAAGACCGGAUCCUACAUCUACGAGGAGUUCAUGCCCACAGAUGGUACUGAUGUGAAGGUUUACACAGUGGGUCCAGACUAUGCCCACGCGGAGGCCAGGAAAUCACCUGCCCUGGAUGGAAAGGUAGAGAGGGACAGCGAGGGGAAGGAGAUCCGUUACCCGGUCAUGCUGACCGCCAUGGAGAAACUGGUGGCCCGCAAGGUCUGCCUGGCCUUCAAGCAAACGGUGUGUGGGUUCGACCUGCUCAGAGCCAACGGCCACUCCUUCGUCUGUGACGUUAACGGCUUCAGCUUCGUCAAAAACUCCAUGAAAUACUACGACGACUGUGCCAAAGUCCUGGGGAACAUGGUGAUGAGGGAGUUAGCCCCCCUGUUCCACAUCCCCUGGUCCAUCCCCAUGGAAGCUGAAGACAUCCCCAUCGUUCCAACAACCUCAGGAACCAUGAUGGAGCUGCGCUGUGUUAUUGCCAUCAUCCGCCAUGGAGAUCGUACACCAAAGCAAAAGAUGAAAAUGGAGGUCCGACAUCCUCUAUUCUUUGAGUUGUUUGAGAAGUACGGAGGCUACAAGUCAGGAAAGCUAAAGCUGAAGAAGCCGAAACAGCUACAAGAAGUGCUGGAUAUCGCCCGCCUGCUGCUGGUUGAACUGGUCCAGCACAACGACUGUGAGAUCGAGGAGAAGAAAUCUAAACUGGAGCAACUCAAGACUGUCCUGGAGAUGUACGGUCAUUUCUCGGGUAUCAACAGGAAAGUCCAGCUGACCUACCUGCGUAACGGCCAACCUAAAGCCUCGAGCGAAGAAGAAGACUCUAAGAAGGACGGUCCAUCUCUGCUGCUGGUGUUGAAGUGGGGCGGCGAGCUGACGCCUGCAGGCCGGGUUCAGGCGGAGGAGCUGGGCCGGGCCUUUCGCUGCAUGUACCCUGGAGGUCAAGGUGACUAUGCCGGGUUCCCAGGCUGUGGCCUCCUGCGCCUGCACAGCACUUACCGCCAUGACCUGAAGAUCUACGCCUCUGACGAAGGCAGGGUGCAGAUGACCGCUGCUGCAUUCGCGAAGGGUCUGCUGGCUCUAGAAGGGGAGUUGACUCCGAUCCUGGUUCAGAUGGUGAAGAGUGCCAACAUGAACGGACUGCUGGACAGCGACAGCGACUCUCUGACCGACUGCCAACAGAAGGUGAAGGCCAGGCUGCAUGAAAUCAUGCAGAGGGGCCAGGAGUUUACACCGGACGACUAUCAGAAGUUGGCACCAACUGGCAGCCCAUCCCUGGUGAACUCAAUGAAGAUCAUACAGGAUCCAGUCAAAACCUGCGACAAGGUGUACGCCCUCAUCCAGAGACUCAAUUCACAGAUCCGCAAGAGACUGGAGGACCCCAAGUCUGCAGACCUUCAGCUGUACCACAGCGAGACGUUGGAGCUGAUGCUGCAGCGCUGGUCCAAACUGGAGAGAGACUUUCGCAUGAAGAACGGCCGCUACGACAUCAGCAAGAUCCCGGACAUCUACGACUGCAUCAAAUACGACACGCAGCACAACUCCUCGCUCGCACUGGAGGACACGCUGGAGCUGUUCAGACUGUCCCGCGCCCUGGCUGACAUAGUCAUACCACAGGAGUACGGCAUCAGCAAAGCAGAGAAACUGGACAUCGCUCAGGCUUACUGUGUUCCUCUGAUGAAGAAAAUCCAGCUGGACCUGCAGAGGACCCACGAGGAUGAGGCUGUCAACAAGCUGCACCCUCUGUAUUCUCGUGGCGUGAUGUCUCCUGGCCGUCAUGUCCGCACUCGCCUCUACUUCACCAGCGAGAGCCACGUCCACUCGCUGCUCAGCGUCUUCCGCUACGGAGGACUGCUGGAUGAUGAGAAGGACCAGCAGUGGAAACAGGCCAUGGACUACCUGAGUGCUGUGACUGAGCUCAACUACAUGACACAGAUAGUCAUUAUGCUGUACGAAGACAACAACAAGGACCCGUCCUCAGAGGAGCGUUUCCAUGUCGAGCUUCACUUCAGUCCAGGAGUCAAAGGUUGUGAGGAUGAGGAGAACGUACCUAUGGGCUUCGGCUUCCGCCCGGCCUCCUCAGAGAAUCAAGACAAAAAGCCCAAUCAAGGCAGUUUGGAGGAUCUCUCCCAGGACCAGCUGGACCAGGCACUUCCCCUCACUGAGCCAAUCAACAUCCAGCGAAGGUCCCCCAUGGUCCGCAACCGCAAGACGGGCUCCAUGGAGGUCCUCUCUGAGACCUCUCCCACCCAGUCCUCCAAAGGCUGCACGUCCCACCGACUCUUCCCCUCGUGUUCGCGCCAGUCUCCUGAGAUCAAAGCAGCCAGUGGCCUAGGGUCGCUCUGCUCUGGCCUCUUCAGUGCCUCCGCCCUCGGGGUGUCCUGUAGCGCCCCCAACCUGCGGGACUACGUCCGCACGCACCACCACCUCCACCGAAAACCACCCCUGUCCCCAGGCAGUCUGCCGUGCCAGAUUGGCAUGUUCGAGCUGUUCUCUAUGCCGCCAGUAAAGAGAUUUUCUGUGUCGUUUGCCAGGCAUCCGACUAAUGAGCCCUCAGACGAGCUCCAUGUAGUCCAGCUGCUGGGGGGGCUUCCCGCUGAGCCGGCCCUGCUGGGGUUUGCCCCUCUGGCUGUGGACGGGGCCGUAGCCCAACACCUGCGCCACUGUCCCUACCACCUCCGCCUCCUCAAGAGCUGGCUGAUGUCUGGUCAGGAGCUCCCAGAAUCCCUCCACGGCUUUGAAGGCUGCUCCAUGGUGCCCUCUAUCUACCCGCUGGAGACGCUGCACAACUCGCUGUCACUGAAGCAGGUGGACGAGUUCCUCAACACGGUGUGUGAGAGCAGCAGCGAGGCCCACGCCAAGACCAUGAAAGCGCUCUCCAGCCUGUUUGACUCUCAGAGCCAGACGUCUCUCUACAGCCCUCAGCAGCCGCUGUCCUCAUCAGGAUCGGAAACAUCUCUUCGCCCGCCAAGCCAGCCUCUAUGGCAUGGCAGUAUCCCCUCCAGUGCUGUAUCCAGUGCCGGCCCCUCCUCUCCGAUCACAGAGAGCUCCGGUCUGAACUUCAGCUUCAGUGAGUAGGCUCUCUGUCUGAGAAAAAACACAAGGACUUCUGGGUAUCUAAGGGCACGUUGUGGAGACCUCUGUUUGUCCGCUCCUCCAUUCAUCUUCUCCUCUGUCCUUCUGCUCACAUUCACACAAAGAAAAAACACUGCAGGAGAUGCAGAUUGUGUAGAGAGGCCACUCUGCCCUCGAGUAUUACAAACAUUCAGACUGUAAAUGUAACCACUCAGACUGCACACGGACUCCUCAGCUGCACACAUGUGAUCACCCACACCUUCCACUGCUCCGUAAAAGAGAGAGAGAGAAAACACUGGACCGUCAACAGUUUAAAAAUCUCUCAUCAUCACCUCGAUCCUCCUCUUCAGUUUGACGACACAUUCAUGAAACCAGCUCCGACUGAGUGACGGCGCAUCGAGCCAACGUUCAGACCAGUUGUGCCUUUCGUUUAAUUUGGAUGCUGCCUACGCUGAAACAACAACAGUGCCUGUUUGUUUUUGUUCUUUUUAACCCAAAUGCUGUUUUGCUAAAUAUCUUCACACACCAGCUGCCUCAUCUCUGACCUUAGACGUGUACGGCUGAAAUAUAUACACAGACUGUGAGCCAAUUGUCAUUCAUUCAACCGUCAUCCAUUGAAUUUGAAAUAUCUUUUUCCUCUUCACGGAUGUGCUGCUCACCCUGAAGCAAAGCAUUUUGACUUAGUUAGUUUCUUAUGCUGUAGGCUGAAAGUAAAAACUUAAAGGAAUAGUUUGAAGUUUUGGCAAAUUUGCUUAUUCGCUUUUGUUGCUGAGAGUUAAGCUGAUCAACAAACAUACUUAUUUUAAGGCAAACAUGAUCUCUUCCUAAACCUGACCAGGUAGUUCUGUUGCCUAAUAAACCGGUUCUGCCGUGCGAGGGGCUUGUGCAGACAUUCAUAGGAGAACACUCGAAAAAUGAGAAAUAACUUUUCCAUUGUAUGAGAAUAAGGGAUGCACCAAUACCACUUCUUUUCAGACCGAGUACAAGUACUUACUGUACAUUUGGGUACUCGCCUACACAGAGUACUUCUCUGUGCCAAAAGACCCUCGUUAACAGCCAGCUGCAGGGUGUGUACGGCACACGGCAGGCUGGGGAGUCCCGCAUACGAGGCGACCGGCUCUAGGUCGGCUUGGACUUAGAGCCCCUUUCUCGACGGGGCCCCCUGCUUCCGGUGCGAUUGUCGUGCAGCCAGCGCGGGGCUCGGUCCACGUAAAAGGCUCCAGGGAUCUACGGCGAUGUCAGCUACCCUCCUGACCCGUCUUCAAACACGGACCAGGGAGUCUAACGCAUGCGCAAGUCAGAGGGUGCAAGCAAAACCCUGUGGCGCAAUGAAAGUGAGGGUUGACGUGCGCCGGCUAAGGUGGGAUCCCGGCCCAGCGGGGUCGGGCGCACCACCGGCCCGUCUCGCCCGCACCGUCGGG